AUGCUGUGUACCACUUGCACGUCGAUCUUUGAGGAUGGAUCGUUCCAUGCGUGGACUGGGAGCGUGCAGCUCGUCUACUUGCACGAUGAAUGGAGGGUGCUGACGACAGCUUGGAAGGCCCACCACGAGUCUCUCGCUGCACUUCGCCAAGCCGCGUCUGAUGGUUGCUACGUCUGCUCUCGAGUAUCCAACCAGACCAAGGAUGCCGACGGUCCUACAUCCUACCAGAUCAAUGUGAGAACUGGCCUUCCUCUCCACCCGCACGACUUGGACGAUGGCCUGGUCUCUGUCAAAGGCGCAUUCGGGCUGAGCGUUCGAAUUGCGCCAUCCAGUGCUGAAGGUCGUAGUGGCUUUACCGUGAUCGACUUCGAUCUUGAUGAAUUUGAGAACGAUCACUAUGCUUUGGACCUCAGCCUGCGGUCUUUGGACUGCCGUUCAACCGGGAAUUCCACUUGCCUUGAACUUGGACAGCAUUGGCUUCGUCAGUGCCUCAACGCUCACCAGCUUUGUAGUCAAAGCCGCGAUCCAACCUGGUACCCCUCGCGACUUUUGCGUGUCGACCCCGAUGGAGGUAUUGUUCGACUCAUAGAGACCGCAUCUAAUCGACCGAAUGCGCCUUAUGCUACUCUCAGCCACUGCUGGGGUGUACAUCCCAUCGACGUCCUCACUCCUGACAACAUUGCAGAUAUGCGGAAUUUCGGCAGACGGGUCGAAGACUUUCCAGCGUCAUUUCGGGACUUCAUCCAAACCAUCUUGUUCUUUGGUCUGUCGUAUGUCUGGAUCGACAGCUUUUGUAUCCUCCAAGGAAGCUCGCCUGCGAGUGUGCAAGACUGGGAACGGGAGUCUCUGCUGAUGGAACAAGUUUAUGCGAACAGCCUGUUGAAUGUGGCUUCCAGCUCCUCCCAAGAUUCGCGUGGUGGGUGUUUUCAAGAACGAACGCCAUUUACUGGACUAUCUCAUCGGCUCGACUGGAUCCCUUUGACUGACAAAAGUCAACAGUCAAGCCUUUCUGGACCCAAAUCCAACCUUGAGAUGAUGGAGUGGGUGUUUGACUCACGAUCGGGCAUGGAAAAGCCACUGCCGCUACAGGCAGCGUUGUCGACGUUGCACGACAGGCGCACAUUCGCUCUCUCGGAGUAUGGUAGCAGCUCCAGCGUUCUCGAUCGAUUCGGUAGCCACCACCUCUUCACACGAGCGUGGGUCGCCCAGGAACAGCUACUUCCAAGUCGAAUGCUCCAUUUUGGCCGGGAGCAGCUCUGGUGGCAAUGCCAUGAGGCAGCAUUACUCUCAGAAACAUUCCCAUGCCAACGACCGGCACGACGCAUAGCAGAUGGGAGAAAUCCCGCAACCGCGCUUCGGCCUGGUGUACUCGACGCCCCCGAAACUGACCCAUAUCGGCUGUGGUCGCGUGUUGUAAGUGCCUAUACCCGCAGAGCUUUGACCAAACCGAAUCAAGACAAAUUGCGAGCCAUCCAGGGAAUAGCAGAUCGCAUUAUGAAGCAUGGAGCCGACGAAUACAUUCAUGGCAUCUUCUCGAGACACCUACCCAGAGCGCUUUGCUGGGCUCGAAUGGAAGGAGGUGCCCACCGUGCGGACCCUCCACGAGCACCUAGCUGGAGCUGGGCUUCGAUCGAUGGCCAAGUUUCGUUGAUGUUGGGCUAUGACCCCAAAGUCUCUACCCAAUUGGACCCUUUACCUCAAGCCCUUCUUGCGACAGUCUUGGUGGGUGCAUCAGCAGAAUUGAAUGGCGAGUGGGAAUACCUGGUCUGCAUUGGCAAAUUGCUUCCGAUGGCACGAGCGGAUGGACAAAAUCUUGGGUCCGACUCAAGACUGUGCACAUUCAAGGUUGGCAAUGCUUUGAUCAAGUUCGAGCUUGACAAUGCGCCCAAGGCUGGGUCGGAUCUCGAGCGUGAUCUGUACUUUUUACCAAUCUACGAGAGAGGCAGCCCUUCUGAGCCGGUUGGUAUUGCUUUGGCUUGCAAAGACGAUGGCUCCUUCUCGCGCAUUGGUGUCACCAAAAGGUAUAAGCCUUCUGCUGAGCCGGAUGCCUUGAUGGAGGCGUGUCGAAAGGCCAAGACAAAGUUGUUCCUUUUCGGUUGA
Molecule: messenger RNA, 2100 nt
Organism: Zasmidium cellare ATCC 36951
Lineage: Eukaryota; Fungi; Ascomycota; Dothideomycetes; Mycosphaerellales; Mycosphaerellaceae
Exons: 1
Coding region: 1-2100 (699 amino acids)
Source: RefSeq, a predicted model, not a curated record